AUGGCGGCAUACUACACCUUCGAAGACCUCUCCGGAGCCAAUGGCACCGGUCCGAAAACUGACAACCCAUACCACGAUUUGAUUGAAUCCUGCAAUGACGACCCGACGAAGAUUCAAAAAAUAUAUAAUACACACCGAGUCAACCGUAAUGCCCAGCAGAAAGAAAGGCUCCUUGCCAAGAACUUCCCUGGUGUCACCAUAGACGAGAUCCUAAUGAGGCUAGAAAAUCCAGACCAGUUUCCAGGCUACGAAGACCCACGGAACUGCCUGGUUUUCUGGGCCAGACCGACAGCGCGCGUCAAGAAGCUCAUAGUAGAGGUGCAAAGAAGACUCCAAGAAGUGGUCCCGAAUCUUUGGAUCAUGCCACAGGACAGCCUUCACAUGACCGCGCUCGAGAUCACCCACUCCCUUACCGCACCUGAAAUAGAUGCACUGGCAGAACAGAUCAAGCCCCAUGCUGAAGCAAUCACGGAUUACACUCUUACUCACCAUCCGCGACUGGUGAGACCCAUUGUAAGCUUUGAUGCUCAAGCGUUGGCGCUAUCCUGGCUACCUGCCACUGGAGAAGACGGCGAUGACUACACAUACCACCAUCUUCGAAGGGAUUUGUUCACGCUUGCUUCAAAGACAGGUGUCAAGGUGGCCUCUCGAUAUGUCAUUCCUUCGGCACAUCUGACGAUCGGGCGUUUCACCAACAAAGAAGACACACCAGAUGGCAACCAUGAAGCAAUCGCCAAGCUCAUUCAGAAGAUCGAGGAGAUCAACACAUGGCUUCAAGACUGCGAGGAUGAGUGGACAGUGGGCGAAGAGUCAGGUCUUGACUUCCGGAAAGGAACACUGUGGUAUGGGAGUGGCGGCGAGACGAUCAGACUUGGUCGAGGUUUCUGA
Molecule: messenger RNA, 888 nt
Organism: Pseudocercospora fijiensis CIRAD86
Lineage: Eukaryota; Fungi; Ascomycota; Dothideomycetes; Mycosphaerellales; Mycosphaerellaceae
Exons: 1
Coding region: 1-888 (295 amino acids)
Source: RefSeq, a predicted model, not a curated record